Messenger RNA from Stylophora pistillata, 459 nucleotides. RefSeq lists its product as uncharacterized. The record is from RefSeq and is a predicted model, not a curated record. NCBI's taxonomy places the organism in Eukaryota, Metazoa, Cnidaria, Anthozoa, Scleractinia, Pocilloporidae. Gene Ontology annotation, molecular function: gamma-glutamylcyclotransferase activity.
AUGGAUGAGAAAGAGAUCUACUUCGGCUUCGCGUCAAGCUUGAGUGAAAGAAAAAUGGCCGAACGGGGCGCGAAGUUUUUCUCGCGUGAGAGUGCUGUUCUUCGAGGUUUUCGGCUCGAAUUUAGUACCAACUGGAAAGAUGACGGUUACGGGUACGCAAACAUUGUUCCCGAAGAAGGAUCAGUUGUUCAUGGAGCUUUAUAUGUUUGUGAACAGGGAAGCAUGGCCAGUAUGGAUCGCGAGCAUGUUGUGGAAGGGAAUUGUUUCCGAAGAGUGACUGUUACGGUAGAGAAGAAGAUUGGCGAGUUGGUAUCAGCUAAUACAUAUAUAGCUAAUGAUCAGUUUGUUCAGCAAGGGCUUCGUCCAAGCGAAGUUUACUUGAACGAAAUUCUUGAAGGUGAAGAUAUUAUUCCGAAGGAGCAUGCAGAGUUUAUACGAAGCUUCAUGAAAGCGAAAUGA